Messenger RNA from Pantherophis guttatus, 3980 nucleotides. It is a transcript of the gene RANBP17, whose product is annotated as RAN binding protein 17. NCBI's taxonomy places the organism in Eukaryota, Metazoa, Chordata, Lepidosauria, Squamata, Colubridae. The record is from RefSeq and is a predicted model, not a curated record. Gene Ontology annotation, cellular component: cytoplasm; nuclear pore. Gene Ontology annotation, molecular function: nuclear export signal receptor activity; small GTPase binding. Gene Ontology annotation, biological process: protein export from nucleus.
GCUGGCCCGCCUGCCCGCCCGCCCGGGCACCGCAGCAGCCUGCGCCUCCCCCGCCCCGGCUCCUCUCGGCGUCACCCUCCUGCCUGGAAGAUGGCGCUGGGCGGCCAGAGUUUAGCAGAUUUAGAAGUUCUUUGUAAACAGUUAUACGAGGGCACAGAUUUAGCCCAGAGAAUACAAGCAGAAAAAGUUCUUUUGGAGCUUAUUAACAGCCCUGAAUGUCUCAGUCAGUGCCAACUUUUACUGGAACAAGGAACGACAUCCUACGCGCAACUGUUGGCGGCAACAUGCCUUUCAAAACUUGUAUGCAAAACCACCCCUUUACCUAUUCAACAAAGAAUGGACAUCAGAAACUAUAUACUAAAUUAUAUUGCAUCUCGACCAAAAUUGGCCCUUUUUGUGAUUCAGGCUCUUGUUCAAGUAAUUGCAAAGAUCACAAAAUUAGGAUGGUUUGAUGUUCAGAAAGACCAGUUGGUUUUUAGAGACAUUAUUGCUGAUGUUAAAAAGUUUUUACAGGGGACUGUGGAUCACUGCAUAAUAGGAGUAAUGAUUCUUUCAGAACUAACUCAGGAAAUGAAUUUUAUUGAUUAUUCAAGACCUUCAUCAAAGCAUCGUAGAAUUGCCAUCUCUUUCCGUGAUACCACUCUAAAAGAAAUUUUGAUGCUGGCAUGCUCGCUGCUGAAAGAGAUAUUGGCAAAACCAUUAAAUCUUCAAGAUCAACAACAGCAAAAUUUAGCAAUACAUCUUCUGAAGCUUGUCCUCAAUUGUCUUAACUAUGACUUCAUUGGAAGUUCAGCAGAUGAAUCUGCAGAUGAUUUGUGUACUGUACAAAUUCCAACAAACUGGAGAUCAAUUUUCCUGGAACCAGAGACUUUGGAUCUCUUUUUUGACCUGUAUCAUUCCCUCCCUUCAAUGCUGUCACAGUUAGCACUUUCCUGUUUAGUUCAGUUUGCUUCUACAAGGCGAUCCCUAUUUAGCAAUCCAGAACGUGCCAAGUAUCUUGGUAAUCUAAUCAAAGGAGUAAAAAGAAUACUUGAAAAUCCUCAGGGCUUAUCGGAUCCUGGUAACUAUCAUGAAUUCUGUCGAUUUUUGGCUCGAUUGAAAACCAAUUAUCAACUUGGAGAAUUAGUAGUUGUGAAAGAUUAUCCAGAAGUUAUUAGACUGAUAGCAAGUUUCACUAUUACUAGUUUACAGCACUGGGAAUUUGCACCAAACAGCGUUCAUUACUUGCUAACCCUUUGGCAAAGAAUGGUUGCCUCAGUUCCUUUUGUGAAAUCAUCAGAACCCCAUCUCUUAGAUACCUAUGCACCUGAAAUCACGAAGGCAUACAUUACUUCUAGACUGGAAUCUGUUUCCAUGGUUAUAAGGGAAGGUUUGGAUGAUCCCUUGGAUGAUACAGCCACAGUAUUUCAGCAAUUAGAACAGCUAUGUACAGUUAGUAGAUGUGAAUACGAAAAGACUUGUGCUCUUCUUGUACAGUUGUUUGACCAAAAUGCACAAAACUAUCAGAAGUUGUUGCAGUCAUCUAGUAGAAAUACUCUGGCAAUCUCAAUUCAAGAAGGACGUUUGGCAUGGCUUGUCUACCUUGUUGGGACUGUUGUAGGAGGAAGAUUAACUUAUACCAGUACAGAUGAACAUGAUGCAAUGGAUGGUGAAUUAUCCUGUCGAGUCUUUCAACUGAUUUCCUUGAUGGAUGCCCAGUUACCACGUUCUAGCAAUGAGAAAGUAGAACUUGCAAUACUCUGGUUUUUGGAUCAGUUCCGUAAAACAUAUGUAGGAGAUCAACUUCAACGCACAUCAAAAGUUUAUGCUCGAAUGUCUGAAGUCUUGGGAAUAACUGAUGACAAUCAAGUUUUAGAAACAUUUAUGUCAAAAAUUGUUACAAACCUUAAAUAUUGGGGGACAUGUGAGCCUGUGAUUUCAAGAACACUUCAGUUUUUAAAUGAUCUUUCUGUUGGUUAUAUCCUUUUAAAAAAACUUGUGAAAAUAGAUGCUGUGAAGUUCAUGCUACAAAAUCAUACGAGUAAACACUUUCCAUUCUUGGGUGCCAAUGAUAAUUAUGGUUUGACCGAUCUUAGAUGCAGAACAACCUUCUAUACUGCUCUUACACGUCUCCUCAUGGUAGAUUUAGGAGAAGAUGAGGAUGAGUUUGAAAACUUCAUGCUUCCCCUGACAGUUUCAUUUGAAACCUUAGCCCAGAUAUUUAACAAUAGCUUUAAGCAAGAGGAAGCAAAGCGUAUGUUGAUCGGACUGGCAAGAGAUCUUCGAGGGAUUGCCUUUGCUCUGAACACAAAGACCAGCUACACCAUGCUGUUUGACUGGAUCUACCCAUCAUAUCUUCCCAUUCUUCAAACAGCUGUUGAACUUUGGUAUCGCGAACCAGCAUGUACAACUCCAAUCUUGAAAUUUAUGGCUGAGAUGAUGCAAAACAGAUCUCAGCGUUUAAAUUUUGAUGUGUCAUCUCCUAAUGGAAUUCUGCUCUUCAGGGAAGCUAGUAAGAUGAUUUGCACUUACGGUAAUCAGAUCCUAUCUCUUGGGACUUUGUCAAAGGAUCAGAUUUAUCCAUUGAAACUCAAGGGUAUUUCCAUCUGUUACUCUGCACUCAAAUCUGCCUUAUGUGGAAAUUAUGUCAGCUUUGGCGUCUUCAAGUUGUAUGGGGACAACCACUUUGACAAUGUACUUCAGGCCUUUGUCAAAAUGCUGCUUUCAGUAUCCCACAGUGACUUGCUACAAUAUAGAAAAUUAAGCCAAUCUUACUACCCACUUUUGGAGUGUCUAGCUCAGGAUCACAUGAGUUUCAUCACCAGCUUAGAGCCACAUGUAUUAAUGUAUAUAUUUACAUCGAUAUCUGAAGGACUAACUGCUCUUGAUACGAUUGUCUCCUCUAGCUGUUGUGCAAGUUUGGACUACAUUGUUACCUAUCUCUUCAAGCACAUAGCAAAAGAAGGAAAGAAACCCCUGAGAAUCAGGGAGAUUUCCCAAGACGGGCAAAGAUUACUGCAUUUCAUGCAGCAAAACUCUGAGGUGCUGCAGCAGAUGAUGUCCAUCCUUAUGAAUACUAUAAUUUUUGAGGAUUGUAGAAAUCAGUGGUCUGUAUCAAGACCACUCUUGGGUCUCAUACUCCUCAAUGGAAAAUACUUCAGUGAAUUAAGGGCAAGUUUGAUAAACAGCCAGCCUUCUGAAAAGCAAGAGUUCCUUCAUCAGUGCUUUAGAAACCUAAUGGAAGGAGUCGAGCAAAACCUGCUGGUAAAAAACAGAGACAGGUUCACCCAGAAUAUGUCCAUCUUCCGCAGAGAUAUGUCUGAAACCUUGCGUUGUGAGGGUGUAUCAGAAUCAAGCAGUACAGAAAUGAUGAGCUGAUACAGAGCUGGAAAUGUGUUUAAAUAAUAAUGAACAAACCUUGAAGUUGGGCACCAUUCUAUAUUGCUGGAUAGAUUCUGAUUUUCAUAGAAAAUAUUUUUUAAAAACUGCCUUUUUGUAUCUUGGGCAUAAAUGUAAGGAUUCGUAACACUGGGAACAAUCUAAACUCUAAUGUGACAUAAAGAACCAUGUUGCAUUUCCUUAUCCAGAUUUCUAACUCUUUUUCUUAGUUACAUGAUGCAGAAACAAAAAUUAACCAAAGAACAAAAUAAUAUAUGUAUUUCUCCCCUUUGAAACUGCAGCUGUUGAGAUUUUCAUUUCCAAAAUCCAAUUAAUGCAGUUUCUCAAAAUUUCUUUGAAGGGCAGUGAUGAUAUCAUCCAUUUCUCUCAUACUUUUAUUCAAGCCUUCGGAAUGACUGGAAGCAUAAUUUUGCAACUAGAUGACUACGUGUACCCUCUUUUUUUUUUUUUUAAUGUUCAUCUUAAAUACAUUGUCACUAAGAAAAAUAUUAACAGAAUUCUUGGCCUAAAUAAAAGUGAAUGUGCUGAAAUUGGUACUUUAUAAAAUUUACAAAUGGGAAUACAUUCUUUAGUAGAAUAUUAAUAAAAUGUUGUUUCACACA